This is a messenger RNA of Podarcis lilfordi (Lilford's wall lizard), 438 nucleotides long. The record is from the annotation of a GenBank genome assembly. Lineage: Eukaryota; Metazoa; Chordata; Lepidosauria; Squamata; Lacertidae.
AUGGCUGGGAUUUGUAUGCUUGAAACUAUAUUUUUAUAUAGCGCUAUAUUUUUAGCAGAAGAGUGGAAUAUAAUUCAUUCUUAUAAAUGUACAUAUGUACGUGCGGAUGUGGAGUUGAAGCAAAAUAUUAAGCACAACCUCAGGUGCCAGAUGCGGCCCCUGAAUCCAAUUUUUCAGCCCAGUGUGUCAUCUACAUGGGAUCAAAAUACACAAGAACGAAGAUGUGGCAAGUCUCCUACUGUAUUUCAGAUAUUGCUUUGGCAGGGUGGACUUCACACGUGUGCACGCUUGACAAUGGUGAUCUGUAGGCACACCCUUUGUGAGUGUGGUGUGUCUAUAGUUCACAGCCAUGCGCCAUAUGGAAUGUUGCUUUUAUCUGCAUAUGCAAAGAAGGUAUUGGAGAAGCAUUCAGACAACCCAGCGAUGGGUGCACUAUAA